GCCCUGCUCCGUCUCGCCGACCACCUGCUGGCUGACUACGAGAAGGGUGUUCGGCCGGUUCGGGACUGGCGAACAACCACCAACGUGGCCAUCGAUGUCAUGGUGUACGCCAUCCUCAGCGUGGAUGAAAAAAACCAGGUGCUGACCACGUACAUCUGGUACAGACAGCACUGGAUCGACGAGUUUCUUCAGUGGGACCCAGCGCACUUUGACAACAUCACGCAGAUCUCUCUCCCCACCGAGAGCAUCUGGGUGCCUGAUAUCCUCAUCAAUGAGUUUGUGGACGUUGGGAAGUCCCCCAACAUCCCCUAUGUCUACGUUCACCACUAUGGCGAAGUCCGGAACCUCAAACCCAUUCAGGUGAUGACUGCCUGCAGCCUGGAUAUCUACAAUUUCCCCUUUGAUGUCCAGAACUGCUCACUCACGUUCACCAGUUGGCUGCACAACAUCCACGACCUCAACCUCUCGCUGUGGCGGCAGCCGGAGCUGGUGAAAUUUGAUAAGAACGUCUUCAUGAACCAGGGCGAGUGGGAGCUGCUCUACGUACUCAGCCACUUCCAGGAGUUCAGCAUCAAGGGCAGUGACCGCUAUGCCGAGAUGAAGUUCUGCGUAGUUAUCCGGAGACGUCCCCUCUUCUACGCUGUCAGCCUGCUGCUCCCCAGCAUCUUCCUGAUGGUUAUGGACAUAGUGGGCUUCUACCUACCUCCCAACAGUGGCGAGAGGGUCUCUUUCAAGAUCACCCUACUGCUGGGCUACUCAGUCUUCCUAAUCAUUGUAUCUGACACGCUUCCAGCUACUGCUAUUGGCACCCCAUUGAUAGGCAUCUAUUUUGUGGUGUGCAUGGCAUUGCUAGUCAUCAGCCUCACGGAGACCAUCCUCAUUGUGCGCCUAGUGCACAAGCAGGACCUGCAGCCACAAGUCCCUGACUGGGUGAAGCACUUGGUGCUGGAACGAGCCACUGCCCUGCUCUGUAUCCGGGACAGGAACAAAUUCAGCUCCAGCAAGACACAGAGCUCGGACAUCUCUGGGCACAUGGAGAAUAAUGACAGCACAGCCAAGCUGAACCACUGCAGCUGUGAGGAUCCCCAGGAGUGUGAGGUGGCAGCAGACACCAGGUCCAUGCCUGCCUUUCCCACAGAGGCCGAGGGCUGUCGGCUCAUGCACAGCCUCCUGCGUGAGAUCACCACUAUCCGCCAGUUCCUCGAGAAACACGAGGAGUUUCACGAUGUGGCCCGCGAGUGGCUGCAAGUGGGCUACGUGUUGGACGUGCUGCUCUUCCGGGCAUACCUGGUGGCAGUCCUGGCCUACAGCGUCACGCUGGGCACCCUCUGGUCUGUGUGGCGGUACGCCUGA
Messenger RNA from Rhea pennata, 1353 nucleotides. It is a transcript of the gene HTR3A, whose product is annotated as 5-hydroxytryptamine receptor 3A. Bases 100 to 1353 code for a protein of 417 amino acids. Gene Ontology annotation, molecular function: serotonin-gated monoatomic cation channel activity; acetylcholine-gated monoatomic cation-selective channel activity. Gene Ontology annotation, biological process: signal transduction; monoatomic ion transmembrane transport; nervous system process. Gene Ontology annotation, cellular component: neuron projection; synapse; plasma membrane. The record is from RefSeq and is a predicted model, not a curated record. The transcript is spliced from 8 exons. NCBI's taxonomy places the organism in Eukaryota, Metazoa, Chordata, Aves, Rheiformes, Rheidae.